AUGGCACCAAUCGCCCGCAUGCCCAUCCAGCCACCGGCGAACCUCUUUUCCACCCCGCCCGCGCCGUCGCGGUCCCCAUCACCCCCGUUCACAGCAACUACGGGCCCCACCGACCCGACCCAACGGCCCCACCCGGCGACCGCCGCGCCGGGCCCCACAACAAAACCGGAACAGGUGGAGCCCGGCUCCGGGACCCCGGAGUCCCGCGGAGACAACCACCACAACAGUAACAACAACCACAACAACAACCACAGCCACAACAGCCACAACGCCAACAACAAUCCACAACCCCCCCAGUCCCAGUCCCAGCCUAGCUCCGAAUCCCAACCCCUCCUCCUCCAACCACUCCCGCGCGAGACAUGGAAACAUCAGGCGCCGCGCCCGGAGUGGACCGACGCCCUCGCGCGCGAGGCGCGUGACUUUUACCGCCAGGGCCUGGCGCAACAGCAGCGGCGGCGGACCGGCAACAUCUGCCACGGCAUGGGGGUGUUUGGAUGA
Molecule: messenger RNA, 498 nt
Organism: Chaetomium fimeti
Lineage: Eukaryota; Fungi; Ascomycota; Sordariomycetes; Sordariales; Chaetomiaceae
Exons: 2
Coding region: 1-498 (165 amino acids)
Source: RefSeq, a predicted model, not a curated record